This is a messenger RNA of Dermatophagoides farinae (American house dust mite), 1749 nucleotides long. RefSeq names its product DNA replication complex GINS protein Psf3 (gene Psf3). Lineage: Eukaryota; Metazoa; Arthropoda; Arachnida; Sarcoptiformes; Pyroglyphidae. Gene Ontology annotation, biological process: mitotic DNA replication initiation. Gene Ontology annotation, cellular component: GINS complex. The record is from RefSeq and is a predicted model, not a curated record.
UCCGCCUUUUUUCUAAACAAUAUAUUGUGAACUCAUUUUAUUCAAAUUACGAAAAUUUAUUUUUUUCCGUUAUUAUCAAUAAAAAAUAACCAAUAAUGAAUAAUAACCGUCAUCAUACGGAAAAUGAUUUGGAAACAAUGAUUGAAGAAUCCAUGUUAUUCGAUAUUCAUAAUCCAAUUGGUGAAAGAGAUGUAGAAAUGUCAACGAAUUUUAUCGAAGAUUCUGGUGUCGACGGUUUCAUGUCAUCCUCAGCAUUUGCCAAUAAUACUGACGAUGAUUCAUUUUUUCGAUUUAGACGAAAUCUAUCCUCAUCGAAUGAUCUAUAUAGUUCAAAUAUCAAUAUGACCACUAUGACAACAUCAAAAUCAAUGUCUUUAUUGUCCAAUGAAUCAUCACGUGUCCGUGAUAUAUUCUAUUGUUCGAAUUAUUUUGAUCUCAAUGAUAUUCUUUCACAAACGAUACGUUUAUCAGUUAAAUUUCAACGUACAAUACCGAAAUUGGGUUAUUUAGAUCCUAGUCAACAACAGCACCAAGAGGAAAGUAGUGAUGACAACAUGACUAGCCAUGAUAUUGCCAUUGGAACAAAAUUAGAAUUGCCAUUAUGGAUGGUAAAAGAAUUGAAUGGUGAUCGUGCCGUGAUGGUUAAAUUACCUAAAGGAUAUAAUCUAAUUUAUCGAGAAAUUCUUGAAGCCGAUGCUAAUUGUGUUAAUCUACAUAAAUUAGGACCGAAUUAUUAUCUAAGUGGUCGGCAUUUGACCGGUAUGAAUUUGGCCGAAAGUGAAGAUGUAGCCAUAUCUAUGUUACGUACAUUUAAGCAACGAUUUCGCCGUUUGGUUAAUUUUGCUUUGAGUGGCAAUACUUGUGGCCGUAGUGGUGUUGGUACUAACGGUUCAUUAUCCAAUAUGGAUGAUAAUGGUGAUUCAUUACAUGAAUCUACAUGUUCAUCGAUAUCGAAAUUAGAUUCAAUGAUUAAAACCGAUCAACAUGAACGAUUUUUACGUGAAACAGGCAGUAAAGGUCCAACAUCAAUAACUGAUGAAACAUUGAACGAUAUGAAUCAAUUUGUUAGUCGUUUAGAUAAUUGGGAACGUGAAUUAUUAAACGUUGGUCGACGUUUAGCUAGCCAAAUGAAAUUAUGGGAAAAUCGUGAAUUGAUACGUAUAAGAGCUAAUGAAAUGGUUAUAAAUCUUAGAAAAAGAAAAAUCCUCCUUAAAACGACCAUAGCGACCGAGUGAUUUGAUAAUCAUCAUCAUCAUUAUUUUAUUACUAUUAUUCUAAUUGGCCGCCUGUGAUAAAUAAUUUUUUUUUCAUGAACCUUAUCUAUGAUAAAUGGAUCAGUAAAUGAAAUUUUAUUCUUAUUGUUUGUUUGUUUUGCCUUGCUUAUGUUUGUCCGAUACGUGGAUUAAAUGGAUGAUGAGACAAUUUUUUUCAUGUUUUGAACAUCUUCGAAUGGAUGUGCUACUUGAAAGAAUUUGGCUAUGUUGAACAAAGUUGUCAACAAUAUCCCAAUGAUUAUUCAGCUACAAUGGAUUAAAUUGAGAAUUGGCCUUUUUUCCAUUGGUAUUUUAACAUUUCAUUGAUUUUGAAUUUUGUGUUGAUGACUAUUUUUAAAUCAAUCGUUCAAAUCAUUUGUAAAGGAAUAAACAGACUGAACAGUCUGUUUAACAAAAGUAUAUUUGAUUUAAAUGGACCGUUGAUCUUGGUUAAUAUAACUAAUUGAACUCAAUAAAAAAAAAUUAUUUUUCUUCA